Penicillium odoratum is the source of this 1341-nucleotide messenger RNA. RefSeq names its product type 2C protein phosphatase PTC7 (gene ppmA). NCBI's taxonomy places the organism in Eukaryota, Fungi, Ascomycota, Eurotiomycetes, Eurotiales, Aspergillaceae. The transcript has a single exon. The coding region runs from base 1 to 1341 and encodes 446 amino acids. The record is from RefSeq and is a predicted model, not a curated record.
AUGGUCUUGCCAAGUCUUUCAUGUCGAGUCUGCAGUUCCACCUGCAGCCUCCAAACCCUUAGCUCCAUUUCCGCUCCCCAGUCCGCCUUUUCCUUUUUACGAAGACCUAUAUGGUCCUUCGCCUCUCAAAAUGCCUUAAAUCGAGAAUUCCGAAAAUCCUAUCAUUCGUCUCCGAACCGCCGUUCCGAUCCUCCGCCCCGUAUAUCCUAUCGGGUUGCCGUAUCUUCGUCCGGGAAAGGACGCCGUUUCCACCCCCUCAAAAAUGCAUAUAAUUUCGACCCCAGUGUGUCAGAUGCGAUAGGAGUGUCUAUAGACAAGAACCCGGAGAUCCGGCGACGAAGCCGUCCGGACAGUGGUGAGGAUGCUUUCUUUGUGAGCCGCAUCGGCACUCUCACUCACCGACAAGGCCAAAAUGCGGAUGUGCCGGAGGCUGUAGCUUUUGCAGUCGCAGAUGGUGUCGGUGGCUGGACCGAAUCUCGAGUUGACCCGGCGGAUUUCUCGCACGGGAUAUGUGGUUACAUGGCCGAUACAGCCCUGGCUUGGGACCAAACAGCGGAUAAACUACGACCAAAGCAGCUUCUGCAGUCGGGAUAUGACCAAGUCGUCGCUGACCCAAUGAUUAAAGCCGGAGGUAGUACCGCCUCCGUAGGUGUUGCGCUACCCGAUGGCCGUGUCGAGCUGGCAAAUUUGGGUGAUUCGGGCUCGGUUUUGCUUCGCCUCGCUGCCGUGCACCACUAUACCACGCCUCAGACGCAUGGCUUCAAUACCCCCUACCAACUCAGCCUCAUUCCACCAAGAAUGCGUGCACAGGCAGAGGUAUUUGGCGGAGCUUACCUUGAAGAUUUCCCUCGCGAUGCGUCUGUCACCAAUGUCCAAGUACAGCAUGGUGAUGUGCUGAUUCUCGCUACCGAUGGUGUCUUCGACAAUCUCAACAAUCAGGAUAUUCUCAAGAUUGUAUCGAGCCGCAUGAUCUUGACGGGGGCUUGGAUGACGACCGAAGAUUAUGGGAUUAGUGUCUCGGAUAAUCUUCGUGAGCUCACAGUACCAGGUGGCCUGGCCUCCGCAUUCCCUCCAUCAGAGCCGUCGAAGCCUCACCACGGCUCGAAGGAAAUAGAGAAGGAAGCAUCACACCCUGAAUCCACCCUUACACUCCAAUCACUCCUGGCAGCUUCCAUCGCCGGUGAAGCCAAGAUUGCCAGUGUUGAUUUCCGCCGUGAUGGUCCUUUCGCCAAAGAGGCCCAACGCUAUUAUCCUGGUGACUAUUACCGUGGCGGUAAAGUUGAUGAUAUCUGCGCCCUUGUUCUUCUGGCCAUUGACGAGAGCAUCGGCAAUGGCUCUUAA